Messenger RNA from Nicotiana attenuata, 1657 nucleotides. RefSeq names its product COBW domain-containing protein 1-like. The transcript is spliced from 10 exons. Gene Ontology annotation, cellular component: cytoplasm. The record is from RefSeq and is a predicted model, not a curated record. The coding region runs from base 111 to 1484 and encodes 457 amino acids. Lineage: Eukaryota; Viridiplantae; Streptophyta; Magnoliopsida; Solanales; Solanaceae.
UAAACCCCUUCUCUAUUCGCUACACAUUUGCCUGCUAAUAUCUUGCUAGGCUAAAACCCCUAACCCAUAGCCAUAAGACCAAUCACUGCGCACCCUCCUCUUCCUCAGCCAUGGCUUCCUUGUCCAUAGACAUAGCCACGACCUUUAUGGGACUGGCCAAGCGUCAAACUCCACCGCUUUAUGGUCUUCGCACUACAGUGUUCCCAAAUUUGUGGAAAACCAGCUCAUCUCAGAGAGCCAGUUUAUUGUCCACUUCAUCUUCAAGAAUUCUUUUUGCAAUCAAUAAUCCUACGAAGCGAAACAGAUUAUCUCGCAGAUUUACUGUAUCUGCCACUUCUACUUCCACUCCACAAAGCGAGGACUCUGAUAUUUUGACCAAGAUACCUCCAGAUAAUCGGAUUCCGGCCACUAUUAUCACUGGUUUCUUAGGUUCUGGAAAAACUACCUUAUUAAAUCACAUAUUGACUGCGGAUCAUGGGAAGCGUAUUGCUGUUAUCGAGAAUGAGUAUGGUGAAGUGGAUAUUGAUGGGUCUUUGGUUGCUGCAAAAGCUGCUGGGGCUGAGGAAAUUAUGAUGCUUAACAAUGGGUGUCUCUGUUGCACUGUGAGGGGUGAUCUAGUUAGAAUGAUUGCUGAGUUGGUUAGUAGAAAGAAAGGGAAAUUUGACCAUAUUGUCAUAGAGACUACAGGUUUGGCAAAUCCUGCACCAAUUAUUCAAACUUUCUAUACAGAGGAUCAGGUUUUCAACGAUGUUAAGUUGGAUGGUGUUGUUACAUUGGUUGACUCUAAGCAUGCUGGUUUGCACUUGGAUGAGAUUAAACCAAAAGGUGUGGUCAAUGAAGCAGUCGAGCAAAUUGCUUAUGCUGACCGUAUUAUUGUAAACAAGACUGAUCUUGUUGGUGAGUCUGAAGUUUCUUCCUUGAUUCAGCGAAUAAGGAACAUAAAUAGCAUGGCCAAUCUGAAGAGGACACAGUUUGGAAAAGUCGAUUUGGAUUAUGUUCUAGGGAUUGGAGGCUUUGAUUUGGAAAGAAUUGAGAGUUCGGUAGGCGCUGAAGGUUCCAAGGAAGACCAUAGCAGCCACGCCCAUGAUCACGAUCAUCAUGAUCACCACCACCACCACCAUGACCAUGAACAUGAUCACAAGCAUGAACAUCAUGAUCAUCACCAUUCUCACGAUCACACGCAUGACCCUGGUGUUUCUUCUGUCAGCAUAGUUUGUGAAGGGAGCUUGGAUCUUGAGAAGGCUAAUAUGUGGCUGGGAACGUUGCUGAUAGAACGAAGCGAUGACAUCUAUCGGAUGAAAGGUCUUUUAUCCGUUCAGGGAAUGGAUGAGAGAUUUGUGUUUCAGGGAGUCCAUGACAUAUUCCAAGGUUCUCCAGAUCGGCCAUGGCGGUCAGAUGAAGCAAGAACAAACAAGAUAGUAUUCAUAGGGAAGAACUUAGACGCAAAGGAAUUAGAGGAGGGCUUCAAAGGCUGUCUAAUAUAAAUCUGAGAUUCUGGUUGCUAUUUUGUGAAAGGUUGAUGACCUACUACUGUUACUUGGUCAGGGGAGAGGGAAAUGUCGCACAAUUGACUUGUUAGGGAACAUACAGAAGACUUUUUGGUCUAAUUGGAAAUAUAGUACUAUUAUUCUAAUAUCCCAUUUCAUCUUUGCAGUUU